AUGAACAGCGCACGCAUUCGUUACAUAUAUGGAUAUAAAAUAACAAUUUGCUGAUGAGUAACACAAGGUGCUCAGAUAAAUGAGUUAUUUAUUUAAAAGUGUUGUCGUCGACGGUGAGACCUCUGUUAUCGUAACAACAGAGAGGCUCGUACACAUGCUGCGCCGGCGCACGUUCAUAUCGCGUCACAUUUUAUAAACCGAUUUUACAGCCCAGGUUUUUGGAAACGAGCGUCUAAAUGUCGAUAAUACUUAUAGUCAGUGGCCGGUGAAUGUUGAAAUAACUAGUGCUAUACCGCCGUCGUUUAAAAACAGUGCGUUACAAAUACUACAUUUACUCUUCAACAUUAUGGCAAGUACGGAGAAUAUUUAUAGUGUCAGUGAUCUAACUAAUUCGAAGUCACUGCUCACAAAUAACAUCGAGAAGUCAUCAUGGUUAGAAAAAUCAAAGAGCGUCCUGAAGAAAGUGAAGAUUUUUUUCCGGGAGACAACUGUGGAGCCGUGUUUGUUUAUGUACAUGUUUUGCACAUCUCUAUCCUCUAUGGCUGUACAAAACAUGCAUUUGGACAAAUCAUGUAGAGUCAAUUUUAAUUUUAGUGACAAUAUAUGCGACAGAAUUAGAGAUUUAAACACUACCAACUUGGAAAAUGAACUAGUGCAAGUGCAGACUUUGGUAGCAAAAGUGACAGCCUGGAAAUUCCCCCUGCAGACUGCAAUACCAGCCGUCCUGGUAUUAUUUGUCGGAGCUUGGAGUGAUAAAUAUAAAAAGAGAAAAAUUUGUAUACUCUUUCCAUUCACUGGGGAAAUAAUAGUAAAUAUAGGUCUUAUAUUUGCUACUUAUUACUUCAGGGAGCUAUCAUUAACUGCCACUGCUCUUAUAGAAGCCUUGCCCGCCGCGCUCAGUGGAAGCUACAUAAUCAUAUUCAUGGGAAUGUACAGUUUUAUGGCGGACAGAACAACUAUAGAAAACAGGACAUUUCGUUUAGGUGUAGUGACUAUAUUCGUAAGUUUUGGUACUCCAGUGGGGACAGCUCUGAGCGGAAUUCUGUUACGUGCUUUGGGUUAUUAUGGGAUAUUUUCUUUGUUAAUAUUUCUACAUAUUUCUUCAUUUAUAUACGGACUAUUUCGUCUCGAAGAUGUGAUAGUGGAUAAAGAGAUAUCAUCAGUAAAUGAGACACACCAAAAUAGAUUUCAGGCAAUCUUACGUGACGUGUUGAAGAUGGUCUGCAAUACAGUUCUGGUAGCAUUGAGGCCUAGGGCAUUUAAUGGGAGAACUCAAAUAUUUCUGGUCAUAAUUCUCUACUUGCUAAUGGUGGGACCCCUUUAUGGUGAUUCUCAAGUCAGUUAUUUAUACGCAAGACGCAAAUUCAACCUGAACGAAGUGGAAUACAGCAUUUAUGGCACCAUCAAUAUUCUUCUUGGUCUUGUCGGUACAAUCUUCUGCAUAACUGUGCUGAGCAGGAAAUUUAAUGUACAAGACAGCGCUUUAGGCGGACUAGCUGGUGUGAGCAGGAUAGCGUCAUGUUUCGUGUUUGCAUUUGCACCGAACAGACCAUGGUACUAUUCAGCACCACUAUUUAACAUUUUCAGUCAUACUGGUCUCACUGCUGUCAGGUCUAUUGCUUCAAAAAGCGUCCCUACUGAAGAAGUUGCCAAACUGAAUGCUUUAAUUGGUGUAAUGGAAGCCAUAGCGCCUUCAAUAUAUACACCAACAUCGAGUUACAUUUACGCAGCCACAAUACAGAAUUUUCCUGGAGCAUUUUAUUUGUUCGACGCUGCUCUCACUGUGGUAGCUCUAGGAUUAUUUACGUGCAUUUAUGUGAUAGUUAAAAGAAGAAUGCGGAAUGCAGUUGCAAAUCCUAAGAGAAAAGAAGAAUUUGCUAGAUCUAACGAAGUUUCUCGAUUUUAGACUUAUUCAUAUAUUUUUUAUGCCAAAGCCGUAGUAGUUAUAAUGGAGAAAAGAGAGAGAGAAAGACGUAGGACUGUAGUAUUUAGUUAUAUUUGAAAAUUGUAUUAGAAUAUUAUUAGUAUUUUUUAUUUGGCUUUAAGAUAAUGCUGUGGUUAGGUUAAGUUUCAGUAGACUAUUAACUUUUAUCAUUAAACACGUAACUUGUAGGCAAGAAAUCUAAAUUCUGUUACUUCAAUGUGGCCAUAUUACUUAUAACAAAGAAGACUGUACCUACAAUAUUAUGAACAAUGAAAAGAAUAAAUGUUUAAUUAAAGAUAUUGUAUUGUAAAGUAUAUUAUCUAUUUACUUUAAUACUAAGUUCAAUAUUCCAUAAUCUAUUUUCCUAUUUACAAAUAAC
Molecule: messenger RNA, 2303 nt
Organism: Achroia grisella
Lineage: Eukaryota; Metazoa; Arthropoda; Insecta; Lepidoptera; Pyralidae
Product: lysosomal proton-coupled steroid conjugate and bile acid symporter SLC46A3-like
Exons: 5
Coding region: 347-1906 (519 amino acids)
Biological process (GO): transmembrane transport
Cellular component (GO): membrane
Molecular function (GO): transmembrane transporter activity
Source: RefSeq, a predicted model, not a curated record